Molecule: messenger RNA, 2711 nt
Organism: Pogona vitticeps (central bearded dragon)
Lineage: Eukaryota; Metazoa; Chordata; Lepidosauria; Squamata; Agamidae
Source: RefSeq, a predicted model, not a curated record
AGUUCUUUAUUUGUAUUUAGUCCUAGGCUUGCAAAAGUUAUUUCAAACAUGCUAUCCAGGCUCUUUCGAAUGCAUGGCCUGUUUGUGGCCUCUCACCCAUGGGAGGUCAUUGUGGGAACUGUAACCCUUACCAUUUGUAUGAUGUCCAUGAAAAUGUUCACCGGCAAUGACAAGAUCUGUGGCUGGAAUUAUGAAUGCCCCAAAUUUGAAGAAGAUGUUUUGAGCAGUGAUAUCAUCAUAUUGACAAUCACACGAUGUAUAGCAAUCCUUUAUAUAUACUUCCAGUUUCAAAAUCUGAGACAGCUGGGGUCAAAAUAUAUUUUGGGUAUUGCUGGGCUCUUCACAAUAUUCUCAAGCUUUGUCUUCAGUACUGUGGUGAUUCAUUUCCUUGACAAGGAGCUGACAGGCUUGAAUGAAGCACUGCCAUUCUUCUUGCUUCUGAUUGACCUCUCCAGAGCUAGUGCAUUAGCUAAGUUUGCACUCAGUUCCAAUUCACAGGAUGAAGUAAGAGAGAAUAUUUCACGUGGAAUGGCAAUCCUGGGCCCUACGUUUACACUUGAUGCCCUUGUUGAGUGUCUUGUCAUUGGUGUUGGUACAAUGUCUGGAGUGAGACAACUUGAAAUCAUGUGUUGUUUUGGCUGCAUGUCUGUUCUCGCCAACUACUUUGUUUUCAUGACCUUCUUUCCUGCAUGUGUGUCUCUGGUAUUAGAGCUUUCGCGGGAAAGUCGUGAAGGCCAUCCUAUAUGGCAGCUCAGUCACUUUGCGCGUGUUCUAGAAGAAGAAGAAAACAAACCGAAUCCAGUAACACAGAGAGUCAAAAUGAUUAUGUCCCUAGGCUUGGUUCUUGUUCAUGCUCACAGUCGCUGGAUAGCAGAGCCAUCAGUUCAAAACAGCACAACAGAGAUUUCUAUGGGACUGGGUGAAAGUGCUCCAAAAAGAAUUGAGCCUAUUGUUUCUCUGUGGCAAUUCUAUCUUUCCAGAAUGGCUAGUAUGGACAUUGAACAAGUAAUUACACUUGGUUUAGCUCUUCUCCUUGCUGUCAAAUACAUCUUCUUUGAGCAGACUGAGAUGGAAUCCACAUUGUCCUUGAAGAAUCCUAUAACCUCCCCCUUAGUAAUCCAGAAAAAAAAUCCAGAAAAUUGCUGCAGAAAACAAACAGUAUCUUUAAAAAAUAAUCCCAAUUCCAAAAAAACAGAAGAAGGUCAAGUCAGAGAAAGAAAAGAUGAAGCUGUAAAGCCUCUUCUUCCAGAAUCAUCAGCAAAGGCCACAUUUGUGGUUGGUAGUUCUCCUUCAGAAAAUCCAUCCAUUGAUAGCAGAAAAGAGACAGGAGUUGACUUUCCUAAAGAGCCUCGCUCUGUGGAAGAAUGCCUCUGUAUAUUGCAGAAUAGCAAGAUGGGUGCAAAAUACCUUACUGAUGCUGAAGUAAUUAGUUUAGUCACUGCAAAGCAUAUUCCUGCUUACAAGCUAGAAACUUUGAUGGAAACUCAGGAACGUGGUGUAUCCAUUCGAAGACAAAUAUUAUCUCAGAAGCUUGCUGAACCAUCUUCUCUGCAUUCACUGCCAUACAAGAACUACAAUUAUUCUUUGGUAAUGGGUGCCUGCUGUGAAAAUGUGAUUGGAUAUAUGCCAAUCCCUGUGGGAGUGGUUGGUCCCCUUCUCCUCGACAACAAAGAGUUUCAAGUACCAAUGGCAACGACAGAAGGUUGUCUCGUGGCAAGCACAAAUAGAGGAUGUAGAGCGAUAGGUCUUGGUGGAGGUGCCAGUAGUCGUAUUUUGGCAGAUGGUAUGACACGAGGGCCUGUGGUAAGGUUACCGACUGCCUGCCAGGCUGCAGAAGUGAAGGCUUGGCUUGAAACACCAGUGGCGUUUAAGAUAAUCAAAGAUGCAUUUGAUAGCACAAGCAGGUUUGCUCGCCUACAAAGGCUUCAUGUUGGUUUGGCUGGCCGCAACCUUUAUAUCCGCUUCCAGUCUAGAACUGGUGAUGCAAUGGGAAUGAAUAUGAUUUCAAAAGGCACUGAGAAGGCACUUGCAAGACUACAAGAAGAGUUUCCUGAUGUCCACAUUGUCGCCGUUAGUGGUAACUACUGUACAGAUAAAAAGCCAGCUGCCAUAAACUGGAUAGAAGGAAGAGGAAAGUCCGUGGUCUGUGAAGCUGUCAUUCCAGCAAAGGUUGUUAAAGAAGUACUGAAGACUACUACAGAAGCUAUGAUUGAAGUCAAUAUAAACAAGAAUUUAGUUGGUUCAGCAAUGGCUGGCAGCAUAGGAGGCUACAAUGCUCAUGCAGCAAAUAUUGUCACUGCCAUGUAUAUUGCAUGUGGGCAGGAUGCAGCGCAAAAUGUCAGCAGCUCAAACUGUAUAACCCUGAUGGAAUCAGCUGGUCCUACCAAUGAAGAUCUGUAUAUUAGCUGCACUAUGCCAUCAAUAGAAAUUGGAACUGUGGGUGGAGGAACCAACCUUUUACCACAGCAGGCUUGUUUGCAGAUGCUAGGAGUGCAGGGAGCAAGUGCAGAGAACCCUGGAGAAAAUGCCCGUCAGCUGGCCAGAAUUGUGUGUGCUACAGUGAUGGCAGGAGAGCUGUCUUUAAUGGCUGCUUUAGCUGCAGGCCAUUUGGUCAGAAGCCAUAUGGUCCACAACAGAUCAAAAAUAAAUCUGCAAGAUCUUCAAGAAAAAUGUCCCAAGAAGGUUGUGUGAAUAUUGACAGAAACAUGAAG